CAUCCGAGGCAAUAUAAAUAUUAUAGGAAGGGCCGAAAAGCGCACAUACAGACGCAAAGAACUGACAACGACACACAUAUCAAACAUGCUGGCAAGUGUCUCAUCGUGUUUGCUCUCCUGGCUGCUCUUAGCCGCGCUCUCCCCUUAUGUCUGGCGCGUGACCCUGGGGACCCCGCUGAAAGCCGCACAGAAACUGGAUGUGCGCGAAUGUGUGACGCUCUCUAGAGCUCUGCUCACUGACGUAACGCGCGCGCUCACACGCGAUGAGCUAUUCGAAGGAUUCAACUGCACGGAGCAAAGUAUGGCAGUCAAUACUGCACUGUCUGCUUGCGAGCCAAGCGCAGGGCAGGAUGGUGGAUGCUCCAGCACUCAAAACAUCAGGUUUGAUAAGGACGAAUGCCUGAGGAACAUUAAGGUGGAUUUGGAAUACCACCGGGACAAACUGCGUGCUUACCAGAGGAAGGAGCUGGAGGCCACUGUGCUCACGGCUAUCCGGAACCUUCUGGAGAAGUGUGACUUCCCCUCUGGUUCCUGGCCCUCCUCAGCAGUAACGACUCCCAGCAGCCCUCAGCUCUCCCGGAGCAGCUUUGACUUCGACGCGCGACUGAGUCUCUGCAGAGAGCUGAAGGGCUUCCAGGUUCGCUCCGUCACCAUCAACAGGAUCAUGGGAUACAUGGCAGCUUAAUGCCAGGAGCAUGGAGCCUUCCUCCCGCACAUCAUCCUCAUCCUCUCUACAGCAGCCUUGUGUCCGGGGGCAGCCAUGCAGGCACUACGCAGUGUGCAGUGAUGCGCUCGUAUCAACCUCUGCUCUGUUUACACAUUACUGUAAGUCAGAUCUGAAAGCUACUGUGUACAUUUCCAUGAGAAACUACCACACAUAAGCUAGGGUAAUGAGAUGUUCAGACACGUAUUUAAGUUAAUUUGUGUAACGUUUUUAUUAUUUAUUUAAUUUAUUUAUGUAUUUAUUUAUUUAUUCAUUUAAAUGUAUUUAUUUAUUUGUAAUUGUGCCUGGCAAGUAAAAUAAUAUUUUCGGAAACUAGAGGAAGCCGGGGUUAGCAUCAGCUAAUUAUUGGUUAAUAAUUGUAUUUAUUUAACAUUUAUUUAAUAAUUGUAUUUAUUUAACUGUCAAUUAAUAAUGGAACAAUGAAUUGUUUGAAAAUACAGUUUGAAAAUAAAUGAUGUUUGCAAGUAUAAGCGCGUUUUUUAGUGGUACUUCAAGCCAUUGGAAUGAACAGAGUUUGAUGUUCAGAGAGCACUCAGACCUGCACAGGGAGGUGU
Anguilla anguilla (European eel) is the source of this 1278-nucleotide messenger RNA. It is a transcript of the gene il12a, whose product is annotated as interleukin 12a. The transcript is spliced from 7 exons. The record is from RefSeq and is a predicted model, not a curated record. Gene Ontology annotation, biological process: immune response. Bases 86 to 685 code for a protein of 199 amino acids. NCBI's taxonomy places the organism in Eukaryota, Metazoa, Chordata, Actinopteri, Anguilliformes, Anguillidae. Gene Ontology annotation, molecular function: growth factor activity; interleukin-12 receptor binding. Gene Ontology annotation, cellular component: extracellular region.